Pollicipes pollicipes is the source of this 1028-nucleotide messenger RNA. RefSeq lists its product as uncharacterized. Lineage: Eukaryota; Metazoa; Arthropoda; Thecostraca; Pollicipedomorpha; Pollicipedidae. The coding region runs from base 306 to 1028 and encodes 240 amino acids. The transcript is spliced from 6 exons. The record is from RefSeq and is a predicted model, not a curated record.
CGACGCUGCCCUCCGACGGCAGGCUGGGCGCGCUGGCGCCGCCGGCCGCGCACACCGGCCGGCGCACCUCUAUCGUCGACGGGCUCAAGACCAGCCUGGCGCGACGGCUCUCCGUGUUCGGCGCCACCGUGCAAGACCAGAAAGAUCAUGAUGAGGAGGUGGGCGGGCGGCGCGACUCUGUCUUCCUGCGGCCGACAUCACCGCAGAGCGACGCCCAGCUGUUGCGACACGCCAUUCGAGACAACCCCUUCAACAAGCUACACUUCCGCUACAACCCGAACCUGAUCGACGAGGAGGACCAAGAGAUGGAGUCGCACCUGCGGCGGCGGCGCAUGAACGCGCGCCGCAUGUCCCAGAUGGUGAUGCUGCCGCCGACGGCGCAGACCAUGCUGGCCGGGCUGGCCGAGCAGGGCGAGAGCUCCGCGCAGGAUUCGCCGCUCUCGCGGGCGAGCACGCGCCGUCAGUCGCACCGCAUCCGCCGCUCGCUGAAGGAGACGCCGCCGGCGCGCAGCCGCAGCAACUCACUCCAGCCCUCGCAUCUUCAGAACGGUAACCAGCCGCCAGCCUUCGGAACGACCGCCCACAAGGCCUGGGUGGCCCCGUCGUUUGGCGGCGGCUCCUCAUCGGCAGAGCCGGCGCGCGACGCUGAGCGCGGCGGCCACACCAACCCCACAUUCGUCAUCACCGAGGAGUCGGACUUCGAGUCGGAGACGGCCACGCCGCCGGUCUCGGAGGUGUCGUCGGGCCGGCGGACGGGCGCCUCCAGCCCGCGGCGCUCCUCCGCCGAAUCUCGCGGCUCGCCGGCCGCGCACGACCGUCGCCGCGCGCCAGCAUCGACGCAUAUGUCGCCAGCCACGUCACCGGGCAGCGGUCGGAGCUCGCCAGAUUCGACCGUCUCGGCGCCGCUGCCGCUGCGACCGGUGCCGACCAUCUCGGUCACGGCGGACGAAGAGGAGCCGGCGUCGUCGGCCGUGACGGAGGAGAGUCCGCCCGACGACACGCCAGAGGUCUGCGUCAGUAAACUCUGA